AUGGCUCUACGUAUUACAAGGAGUUCUCGUUUGGCUGGAGAGAAUUCAAAUGUAGUUGCUGGUAAAUCCGUGAUGGCAUCCAAGCCCGGACUGAGACCCCGGGCGGCGCUUGGGGAAAUAGGAAAUAACGUGGCGGUGCCCAGACAGGCUUUGAAGAAGAAGGAUGUAACCACGGAGCCCGUCAAAGUGGCUGCGAAGGUUCCACCGACUACAAAGCAAGUGCCCAAAGUUGAGGAAGAGAAGGCUCCGUGUGAGCCAUCCUCUCCUGUGCCAAUGGAGACUUCAGGUUGUGCUUCAGAUGACCUGUGCCAGGCCUUCUCAGAUGUGCUACUCAACAUAAAGGAUGUGGAUGCUGAUGAUUAUGACAAUCCCAUGCUGUGCAGUGAAUAUGUGAAAGACAUCUAUAAAUAUCUCAAUCAACUUGAGACUGAACAGGCUGUCAGACCAAAGUAUCUAGAAGGAAGAGAGGUCACUGGGAAUAUGCGUGCAAUCCUCAUUGAUUGGCUUGUCCAAGUCCAGAUCAAGUUCAGGUUGCUGCAGGAAACCAUGUACAUGACCGUUGCAAUUAUUGACCGCUUCCUUCAGGACCACCCAGUGCCCAAGAAGCAGCUCCAGCUCGUCGGCGUCACUGCCAUGUUCAUUGCCUCCAAAUAUGAAGAGAUGUAUCCUCCAGAGAUUGCAGACUUUGCCUUUGUUACUGAUCGAGCUUAUACUACAGCUCAGAUUCGUGACAUGGAGAUGACCAUUCUGAGGGUGCUCAAAUUUAGCUUUGGCAGACCCCUGCCCCUCCAGUUCCUCAGGAGGGCUUCAAAGAUUGGAGAGGUGACCGCUGAGCAUCAUACACUGGCCAAGUACUUUGUGGAGCUCACGAUGGUGGACUACGACAUGGUACACUUCCCUCCUUCCCAGGUGGCCAGCGCAGCCUUUGCUCUUACACUGAAAGUCUUCGACUGUGGUGAAUGGACCCCCACCCUCCAACACUACAUGGGCUACACGGAGGACAGUCUGAUCCCUGUGAUGAAGCACAUUGCCAAGAAUGUCGUCAAGGUUAAUGAAGGGCUCACAAAGCACCUGGCGGUUAAGAACAAGUACUCGAGUCAAAAGCAGAUGAGGAUUGCUACUAUUCCUCAGCUCAAGUCUUCACUAAUUAAGGACCUUGCCAAACAAAUCUCCUGA
Molecule: messenger RNA, 1176 nt
Organism: Chanos chanos (milkfish)
Lineage: Eukaryota; Metazoa; Chordata; Actinopteri; Gonorynchiformes; Chanidae
Gene: ccnb1
Product: cyclin B1
Exons: 9
Coding region: 1-1176 (391 amino acids)
Biological process (GO): mitotic cell cycle phase transition
Molecular function (GO): cyclin-dependent protein serine/threonine kinase regulator activity
Source: RefSeq, a predicted model, not a curated record